UUUUGUGACAGCGAAGCUGGAAACGCGGUAUCGCGCGCCGCGCAGCAGAUGAGCUCAGACAGCGUAGACGAGGCACGAGCUAUACGGAAAGUGCGCCCGAAGUGGACGCUGUAGGGAGAAUGAGGAAACGUGGGUAACUGUGUUUUGAUUGCCAAGAGAACGUGAUUACUAUCGGAUCUCUUUAAAGCUGUGAACCUGUUCAUGCUCCACUACGUUGCUGUUUGCAGUGGUGUAGCCUGAUUUUUGGUUUAGGGUCCUGCACUUGUCAGACGCGGACGCGGCUCACAGAACGCAGGGUGAAUGAGGCUGGUCAUGGACCCGCUGGGGAGGGCGGCCGAGGUGGUGGAGGCGGCCGCGCUGCCGCGCUGGUCGCACACGACGCCCCCGCGCUCGCUGCUGGGGCUGGGCGGCGACGCCAGCGGCGGCGGCGGAGGAGGAGGGGGAGGGCCCGAGGGGCGCCCGCGCAGCGCCUUCCCCUGCGACCCCGCGCUCAACGAGAAGAUCGCGCUCUGGGUUGGAGAUAUUUCCAAGCUGAAUGCUGAAGCAAUAGUCAAUUCAACAAAUGAAAAUCUCUCCGAAAGAUUUCCUCCAACGGAUCGAAUUUUUGCUCGAGCUGGACCACGAUUAAAGGAAGAGAUUGAACGUGAUAUUAAAGAAUGUCGAACUGGCGAUGUGCAAGUUACACAAGGUUAUAACUUGGCAGCAAGAUAUGUGAUUCAUACAGUGGGGCCCAAAUAUAAUAUCAAAUACCAAACUGCAGCUGAAAGUACUUUACACUUCUGUUACAGAAAUGUGCUGCAGAGAGCAUGUGAAUUAAAUUUAUCAUCAGUUGCUCUUUGUGUUAUUAACUCUGUAAGACGGAAUUUUCCCCCGGAUGAAGGAGCCCAUAUAGCCAUAAGUAAGUAUUUCUAA
Messenger RNA from Gryllus bimaculatus (two-spotted cricket), 912 nucleotides. NCBI's taxonomy places the organism in Eukaryota, Metazoa, Arthropoda, Insecta, Orthoptera, Gryllidae. The record is from the annotation of a GenBank genome assembly.